Durotheca rogersii is the source of this 1359-nucleotide messenger RNA. Its product is annotated as putative MFS monocarboxylate transporter. Gene Ontology annotation, cellular component: fungal-type vacuole membrane. Gene Ontology annotation, biological process: transmembrane transport. The record is from RefSeq and is a predicted model, not a curated record. The transcript has 5 exons. The coding region runs from base 1 to 1359 and encodes 452 amino acids. NCBI's taxonomy places the organism in Eukaryota, Fungi, Ascomycota, Sordariomycetes, Xylariales, Xylariaceae. Gene Ontology annotation, molecular function: transmembrane transporter activity.
AUGAGGUCCCAGGAGCGCGGGGCCGAGCCCGACACCGAGUCGGUCGAGCUGGGCGAGGUGGGCGAAGAGCUGCGCCGGGCCUCCGUCUCCGCCUACCCCGAGCCGGACCGUGGCCGGCACGCCUGGCUGUUUUUGUGGAUGGGCUGCUUUCUGAUGAUCGCGCUGACCUGGGGCUUUCCGUUUUCCUAUGGCGUAUUCCAGAGCUACUACUCCACCCAACCCCCCUUUUCUAACCAUCCCGAGGGGCUGCCGGCGGUCGGCACGACGGCACUGGGCGUUAUAUACCUGUCGUCGCCCCCGACGUUCCUCGUCCUGCAACGCUACCAGAGGUACCGGCGCGCGGCGCUCAUCGUCGGGGCAGUGACGACGUGCCUGGCCGUGCUCGCCUCCGCGUUCGCUUCCGAGGUCUGGCACCUCCUGCUAACGCAGGGCGUCCUGUACGGGCUGGGCGCGAGCGUCGCGAACACGGUGACGAUCCAGUUCCUUAACGAGUGGUUCGUCGAGCGCAAGGGGCUCGCGUUCGGCAUCCAGGAGAGCGGCGCCGGCAUGGGCGGCGUCAUCAUCCCUGUCCUCAUGACUUGGGGCCUGGAGAAGUACGGGCACCGCACGAUGCUGGUCGCCUGGUUCGUCGCCAUCUCCCUCUUGUCCGUGCCGUCGAUUUACUUCCUCCGCCCCCGCGUCGUGCCCUCCGUCGACGCCGCGGCCGGCGGACUCGGCACCCUAGGCUUCCUAGCCACGCCAAUCUUCGCUGUCCUCCAAGCGGGUAACGUUUUCCAAGCGCUGGGGAACUUCUUGCCCGGCAUACAUCUCCCAUCGUUCGCCCAGAGCUUCGGCGCGUCCCCCCUGGACGCCGCGGGAAUGCUGUCGCUGUAUAACGCGGCCACGGUGAUCGGCGCCAUCUGCACCGGCUACUUGGUGGAUCGCUUCCACGUUUCCGUGUCGCUGUUUCUCCUGUCGCUGGGUGCCGCCGCCGCCGUCUUCCUGGCCUGGGGGUUCGCGGCCGACUUUAGCGCUCUCUGCGCCUUCGCGUUUCUCUACGGCGUGUUCGCCGGAGGCUGGAGCUCGACGUGGGUCGGCAUCGGCCUAGAAGUGCAGAAACGCAGUCCCCGCGCCGAUCUCGGCCUGCUAUGGGGGUUCGCAGCCGCGGCGAGGGGUGUCGGCAGCAUCGCCAGCGGCCCUAUAAGCGAGAGGCUCAUAGCCGACGGGCUCGGCAAGACCGCCUGGUGGCCGAAGAGCUACGGAACGAGCUACGGAAUCCUGAUACUCUUCAACGGCAUCAUGCUCGCCUUGGGCGGCGUCGGCUGUGCCGCCCGGGUCUACGAAACCGUGAAGAGGAUCAGCCACCGACACGACGAGUAG